Molecule: messenger RNA, 2188 nt
Organism: Desarmillaria tabescens
Lineage: Eukaryota; Fungi; Basidiomycota; Agaricomycetes; Agaricales; Physalacriaceae
Product: glycoside hydrolase family 16 protein
Exons: 18
Coding region: 332-1987 (551 amino acids)
Biological process (GO): (1->6)-beta-D-glucan biosynthetic process; fungal-type cell wall organization
Cellular component (GO): plasma membrane; endoplasmic reticulum membrane
Molecular function (GO): glucosidase activity
Source: RefSeq, a predicted model, not a curated record
UCCGACGACCUGUGCUGGCACACUUUGCCGGUGAGUUUCCAAGGACAACUGUGCCCCCUUUUCCCUCAUGUUCAGGACUGGGAGAAAACGUACAGUCAUGCUCAACCCUUAUAACUGUUGAACAGAUCCUCCUAUGAAAGCUUCCUGAACUUAAACAACAGAAGUCUUGGACCCCAACUUCCCAUAUCAUCUUCCGUCUGCGAACAACAAUGCCGUGCCGGGAUCACCGGUUGUGUUUUUAUAUCAGCGUCGAGGAGAUGUGAUGUUGAUUGUUCCCCAUAAGCGCGUGGGUCUACACCGCCCAACCGCUCACACGGUCUCUACGUCCUCUAUGAACCCUGAAUAUUUAUCCACAGCGGCUUUGGUCCCCGCUAGUGCACCACCGAAUCUAAGCAGAACACGAAAAGAGGCUGAAACGCCAUACGCUGCUGCUUCCCUUCACUCAAAGGCGUCGUCAAUAUCGAGCAAGUACUCGUUGGCGCCGGAUCCGUAUUCAUGGGGGAGCAACCUGAGUCCAUAUGUUACCGAACCAGAUGACUCCUUGCACAACCCCACAGUGAAAGGCGGUAGAAUCGUUGACGAUGAUGCCGAUCUGUCUCUCUCUUCUCGAGGCGUCGCUAAUGUCGGCUGCCUAUCCAUUCUUUGCUUGGGAAUUCUCGCGCUAUUUAUUGGUUAUCCUGUUGUAAAUUAUCGGGCGCAGUCCAUAACAAGACUCAGCGCUUUUGAUGCGCUAGGUGUUAAUGGUUCGGGUCAGGUACCUGUGAUGCCAGGGAAUCGGGGUCUUAUCGACGUAGAUACCCCAGCAUCGGCAAUGACAAAGCAGUCACGGAAAGAUCAAUCGGAAUGGCGCCUUGUCUUCUCAGAUGAGUUCAAUACAGAUGGCCGUACUUUCUACCCUGGAGACGAUCCUUAUUGGGAGGCGGUGGACCUUCACUACUGGGCUACGAAUAACAUGGAAUGGUACGAUCCGGCUGCAGUGACAACGGCCGGUGGUCACUUGGUUAUCACGCUUUCCCAGCAGGAAACGCACGAUUUGGACUAUCAAGGGGGACUGAUAUCAUCCUGGAACAAAUUCUGCUUUACAGGCGGGUACAUCGAAGCCGCUAUUCAGCUUCCUGGCGCCAACAACAUUGCUGGCCUGUGGCCUGCCGUUUGGACGAUGGGGAACCUAGGACGUGCUGGCUAUGGAGCAAGUCUCGAAGGAAUGUGGCCAUACAGCUACGAUGCCUGCGAUGUUGGUACAGCUCCUAAUCAAACGAUUGGUGGGAAGCCAGAGGCCGCAUUGACAAGCGGCCUUGAAGACGCAGGAUUCGAGUUGUCUUAUCUUCCUGGACAACGGCUGUCACGGUGUACAUGCCCAGGGGAGAGUCAUCCUGGACCCAUGCGCUCUGAUGGCUCGUUUGUAGGCCGUUCAGCGCCUGAGAUUGAUGUGUUCGAAGGCCAGAUUACUGGAGAACCCUUAUCCGGCCAAGUUUCCCAGUCUGGGCAGUGGGCACCCUUCAACGAAGGAUACGUCUGGGAUAACAGUUCGGAUAACUUGUUUAUCCAAGACCCUUCCAUCUCCGUUCAGAACACUUACUUGGGAGGGGUGACCCAGCAAGCAACCUCCAUCGUUACGAACACGGAUCAGGACUGCUACCAACUGGAGGCUGGAUGUUUUUCGGUAUAUGGAUUUGAGUAUAAACCUGGUUAUGAUGGGGCUUACAUCACUUGGGUUUCUAGUGAUAAAAUCGCCUGGUCAAUGAAUGCAGGCGCCGUUGGCGCCGAUAGUGCUACGGAAAUCUCUGCUCGACAAGUACCACAAGAACCAAUGUAUAUCAUGGCCAACCUUGGAAUGUCUACAAACUUCGGGGUUGUAGACUUGGAGCACUUACAGUUCCCUGCCGUCAUGCUCAUCGACUAUAUCAGGGUUUACCAGGACCCGAAUAACAUCAACAUUGGCUGUGAUCCGCCUGACUUUCCGACACAGACAUAUAUAAACACGUAAGUACUUUGGUUACCCCGUGCUACUACCAUAUGAAUCGCUGUCCCAUGUCUAGGUAUAUCGGGGCUUACUCGAAUCCUAACCUUACCACAUGGCGGGACGAUUAUAAUCAACCUUUCCCCAAGAAUUCCAAGGUUGAUGGUUGCUAGCUCUGACCACGAACGCGUAUUCACAGGCAGGACGAAGGCAGUAGUUGUAGUAGCU